Molecule: messenger RNA, 345 nt
Organism: Myotis brandtii (Brandt's bat)
Lineage: Eukaryota; Metazoa; Chordata; Mammalia; Chiroptera; Vespertilionidae
Product: small nuclear ribonucleoprotein F
Exons: 1
Coding region: 17-277 (86 amino acids)
Biological process (GO): spliceosomal snRNP assembly; mRNA splicing, via spliceosome
Cellular component (GO): catalytic step 2 spliceosome; U1 snRNP
Molecular function (GO): RNA binding
Source: RefSeq, a predicted model, not a curated record
UUUGCUUGUCCUCGCGAUGAAUUUGCCCCUCAAUCCCAAACCUUUCCUCAACGGAUUAACAGGAAAGCCAGUAAUGGUGAAACUUAAGUGGGGAAUGGAGUACAGAGGCUACCUGGUAUCUGUAGAUGGCUAUAUGAACAUGCAGCUUGCAAACACAGAAGAAUACAUAGAUGGAGCCUUGUCUGGACACCUGGGUGAAGUUUUAAUAAGGAGUAAUAAUGUCCUUUAUAUCAGGGGUGUUGAAGAAGAGGAAGAAGAUGGGGAAAUGAGAGAAUAGCAUCUUUUGUGGGAAAUUUCUUUUUAUAUAUAUUUCUAGAAAAUAAAAAAUUGUUUUUUCAAAAAAAA